Labrus bergylta (ballan wrasse) is the source of this 1361-nucleotide messenger RNA. It is a transcript of the gene angptl7, whose product is annotated as angiopoietin-like 7. Lineage: Eukaryota; Metazoa; Chordata; Actinopteri; Labriformes; Labridae. The record is from RefSeq and is a predicted model, not a curated record.
CUGAGCCUGCUGGUCAAAGAAGAGCUCCAAUUUAAGACCAAGACCUUCAACGGGGACUGACUGAAUUCAAACACACCUGAGAUUGUGUGAAAAUAGAGAACUCUUGUCUAGAAAAUGGCUCAAGUAAAUCUAAUCCUAGUGGCUUUUGGGGUCACGCUUCUCCUGCUGGCAGAGACGGGGGCCCAGAAUCCCAGGAAGAGACUGGCACCUCCAAAGCCUCCCAAAGGUCAGUGCUGCGAUGAGGUCCGCUCUCUCAAGGUUCAGGUGGCCAAUCUAACCAGUAUCCUUGAGGAGAUGAGCCGCAAGCAGGAGACAGACUUGAUGAAUGUUGUGAGGCAAAUUAUGGAGCUGGACAAGAACAACCGGCAGCAAGAAGCCAGGGUCACCGAGGCUGAGAGCAAGUACUCAGAGAUCAACAACCGUGUGGAGAUCAUGCAGCUGCAAACCCUACAGUCUGCUACCCAGACUUCAUCAGAUGCCAUAUAUGACUGUGCAUCCCUCUACAGCAAGAAUUACAAGAUCUCUGGCGAGUACAAACUGCCUAAGGAUGAGUUUCUGGGUACACCUGAGAUAAGCGUAUUCUGUGAUAUGGAGACAAAUGGAGGUGGUUGGACUUUGAUCCAAAGGCGCAAGGUGGGCCUGACAUCAUUCAACCGGGAAUGGAAGCAGUACAAAACUGGAUUUGGAUCCAUCCGGGGAGACUUCUGGCUUGGCAAUGACCACAUCUUCCGUCUCACAAGGCAGCCCAGUGUGCUCAGGAUUGAGAUGGAGGACUGGGAAGGACAGACGCGCUAUGCUGAGUAUGGCUUCUUCAAUGUGGGUAAUGAACUCAACAGCUACAAGCUCUUCAUUGCCAACUACAGUGGGAAUGCUGGAGACUCUCUGCGUUACCACAACAACACCAACUUCAGCACCAUCCACAAGGACAACGACAAAUGUGUGGAUGACUGUGCUUCCCUGCGCAAAGGUGGUUACUGGUAUAACUGCUGCACUGACUCUAACUUGAACGGAGUGUUUUACCGCUACGGUGAGCACACAAAGAGUUCAGAUGGGAUCACUUGGUAUGGCUGGCAUGGGUCCAACUACUCCCUCAAAAAAGUGGAGAUGAAGGUCAGGCCAGUGGGUUUCCAACCAUAAGUGCUUCAGCUGUGUGGCCUGGAUCAAGAUCAUAGGCAUAAAUACUGAGAGGUCUCACUGAUACUUGUUUGAACAAGUUGUGGGUUUUGCAUUGACUGCGAAAGGAUUAAGAAUGUUGUUUGUGAUGGUUACAUUUCUGUCAGAUGAAUGUGUUGUGUUUUUGCUGUGUUUGAUUGUAAAUUGUAGUUCAUUUUGUGUAUUUAUCAGUAAGAUAUUUUAUUUUU